AUGGAGGAUGUGAUGAUGACCAACCAUGCUGUCAGCUUCCUGGACAUCCCCAGUGAUGACCAAAUGACUCUGGAUGAGGGUGCACCCUCUGUUCCUGCACAGGGAACAAUGUUCCCUGAGUUCAAUGGGACAGAAUGGCCCCAUCAUGUGCUUAGUCUGGGCGAAGGCUCAGAUGGUAAGAAUAAAAUCCUCUUCAUGAGGAUCAACAACAAUCUCUAUGCCUAUGAGGGCAAAAAGAUUGACAGCAUGAAGUGCAACCUCAGGUUGUGCAUCAUCCCACUGGUCCCAGUGGGCAAGAGACCAUAUGGCUGGGCCAUACAAUUUGAAGGAGGCAUCCUGUGGCCCAUUGCCCUCUUCAACACCAUAGAUGAUAUCCACCAGCUCUAUGUGAGAGCAUUAAAGGAGCCAGAAGAUAAGGCUCCCUGUGUCUGA
Pisolithus orientalis is the source of this 432-nucleotide messenger RNA. RefSeq lists its product as uncharacterized. The transcript has a single exon. Lineage: Eukaryota; Fungi; Basidiomycota; Agaricomycetes; Boletales; Pisolithaceae. The record is from RefSeq and is a predicted model, not a curated record. The coding region runs from base 1 to 432 and encodes 143 amino acids.